GCCGCCCGGCGCCCCAGGAGAGGGCGGCGGGCGCCCCCCGGGGAAGAUGAAGGCGGAGGGGGGCGACCACUCCAUGAUCAACCUGUCGGUGCAGCAGGUCCUGAGCCUCUGGGCCCACGGGACGGUGCUGAGGAACCUCACGGAGAUGUGGUACUGGAUCUUCCUGUGGGCUCUCUUCUCCUCUCUGUUUGUCCAUGGUGCUGCAGGAGUGUUGAUGUUUGUGAUGCUGCAGAGGCACAGGCAGGGAAGAGUCAUCUCCGUCAUUGCUGUCAGCAUUGGGUUUUUGGCUUCUGUAACUGGAGCAAUGAUUACCAGUGCCGCGGUGGCCGGCAUCUACCGAGUGGCAGGGAAGAACAUGGCCCCGCUGGAAGCGCUGGUAUGGGGCGUUGGGCAGACCGUAUUGACAUUAAUCAUCUCCUUUUCAAGGAUCCUCGCCACACUUUGAGGUUUCUGAGGGAAUGUCUUAUUUCACAUAAGGAAACAGAUGUACAGAUUCCCUGAAAUCGGCAUUGUGAAGGAGCUGUGGACCGAGCCAGUCGAAACCGAAGGAAGACAGACCUUGCGCUGUGUGGAAAGACUGCCCUCUGGCGUCCAAGUGAUUGCACUACCGCACUGCACCUUACGUGCCUCCGUCCCAGGCAAGGUGCACAAGACCCAUGUGAAGCCUCAAGAAAAAGCACCUUGUUUAGCUGCCAAUCAGGUUAACAUUGGUGUUGAAAUCAUUGUUCUUAACAAUGUUGUGUUAAGUUACAGGGACGUUUUGAGGAAUUGAUAUAUGUGCCAAACUUUUCUUUUUGACAUUGAUCAUGUGACAGUUUGCAAGUGUAGAUGUAGAUGAGUGCUGUGAACAUAUUUGACAUGAAUUCAGGUCAUGUGGUAAGAUUUUGUUUUGUAAUGCUGAAUCCCCUAUGAGUGCUAAAUAACUCAUUUAAUAUGGGAGAAAUUAUUUGGUUUUAAUGUGGAGCGUUUCUGGGAUUUAGGGCUUUUUAGGCAUUAUUAUUUAAUUUAUGUGGAAAAUAAUAGUCUUCUUAAUGGAAGAUGAGCUAAACUGUUUUAAGGAUUCAAAGUAGACCUGUAGGGUGCAUACUUUUCACUAACUGGACACCCUUUUAAUAGUUUUCCUCAUGCAUAAAUAUUUUAUUUAUGUGAAUUAAAAAACUUUAUGGGUCACACAUAUUGUCACUUAUGUGUCAUAAAAAUAUAAUUUGAAAUUUUUCUUAUGAAUUUUGUAAGAAAAAAGUCUGAAAUGCAUGUUGCAUUCUUUGACCCUUCUAAAGAAAGUUUGCCUUGUAUCUCAUGGAGAAAACAUCUUUGUCAUUAGCAGCAGUGGGAUUAUAUUACUUGUUGCAUCUGUCUUGAUUUUUGACAAAACAAUCUUUCAUUCUGGAGUAUUAACUAUACUGAAAGAGUGGCCUAAAUUAGGCUCUGGAAAUAAAAAGGCUCAUUUGUAUAUAAGUACCAAGUAAGUUAUUUAGGAAGAAUAAUAAACUCUUCUUACUUUGGA
Molecule: messenger RNA, 1504 nt
Organism: Marmota flaviventris (yellow-bellied marmot)
Lineage: Eukaryota; Metazoa; Chordata; Mammalia; Rodentia; Sciuridae
Gene: Tmem170b
Product: transmembrane protein 170B
Biological process (GO): negative regulation of canonical Wnt signaling pathway
Cellular component (GO): plasma membrane
Source: RefSeq, a predicted model, not a curated record